AUGGCGAGCGGCCGUCUUGCCAGCAAUGUCGACAACGUCGGCAAGAAUGUGUUUAUUCACCACAGCGGGCGCGACUAUGUUGAAGAGCUCAAGAUGCGAAAUGAGAUGCUCGAGAGACAACUUGCGGCUACCCAACGGGCCCAUGGAAGCCGUUUCAACGUUCCUACAUUACCUGGAGAGAUGGAUGGCUCUACCACGAUCCCCAGCGAUGACGGCCAAGUGAUCAAUCCUGGGAAUCAAUACGUCUCCCGUUCACAGAGCCAGAUACCAGAUCGCCCUCGCGCGACCGAUCAACAGCAGGUCAUACGAAUGCCUAGCGAAAGCCACACCGCCGCAUCUGAUCCAGCAACUGUAUUGAGCGAGGCGAACAAGGGUACUCCAACUGAGUACUUCGGCGAGUCUUCGACAUUCGAUUUCAUGGCCAAAGUCAGCUCUCCAGAGAAGGAUGCAUCAACUGGGCGGUCGGGUGGUCCGAGCGGUGGAUCUGCUCUGAGAGAUCCUAAUACGUCCCUCGCAACCUCUUCUCCAUCAGUCCCGUUGUUUGAGCUUUUGAGUGCCGAAUCUGAUGAUCCAUUUGGUCUACCUUCCCGGUUCGUCGCUGACCGUCUAGUUGACGCAUACUUCAAGCAUCGGCAUCCGCUCAACCCUUACCUGCACGAGGGAACAUUUCGACAGAGAUAUCGGCGGCUGUGGCUAAGUCAAGAUCUAGGUGGAGAAGAGGCCACACAGCAGAGUCUCGCCUGGUAUGGACUUGUUAACCUGGUAUUUGCGUUCGGAAGCGAUCAUGCCAAUGUCACUGGCCGUUCAGCUGGUGAUCGGUCUCGGUAUUUCAAAAGGGCAAAGACACUGCUUGUGUCUGGAAUGUUACAAGUCAGUACCAUCGAGCUUGUUCAAGCUUUGCUUUUGAUGGGUCAGUACCUCCAUGGGGCUCUCGAACUCAACAACUGCUGGACGGUUAUCGGACUUGCAAUACGUACGGCACAGGGAUUAGGGCUGCACCUCAAUCCCGCCACCUUCACUUCAGACAAGAUUGAGCAAGAAGUCCGCAAGCGGGUGUGGUGGGGCUGCUUCGUGCUCGACCGAGUGUUAAGCAUGAAGGUUGGUCGCCCCACGAUCCCGGACGGCCCAGGAAUAGAAGUGGGAAUGCCGCUGGCAGUAGACGAUGAGUUCCUGUCCAACGAAGACGGACAGUCCGUUCAGCCUCAAGGGGUGCCGUCCAAGCUGGAAUACUUCAACCAGGUCAUUCCACAGUGCCGGUUGAUGGAAAAGAUCCUAAAGACCCUGUACAGCGGUGACGGACCGGGAGAGAAUGCGCAGAAAGCGAGGCCAGUGAUGGACACUACUCAGUUCUUGGCCUUGUCGAUCCAGCUCGAUGGGGAGUUGACCACAUGGCAAGAAAAUCUCCCGAGUCAUCUCAAGCCAGGAGCAGAGGGCUUGGAGUGGCACUUUGAGAGGCAGAGAAAUGUGCUGCUGAUGAGAUAUCUUCACGCGCGACAUUUGAUCCACCGUCAGACUCUGCUCCUUUAUAUCACGCGGCGGGUCACCGACCAUUUCCAGCGCGAGAUUAUGCUCAAAUGUGUUAAGCGCUGUGUGACCGCAGCUUACGACUCGAUCACCCAGAUGGGGAGUUUGCAUCAUCAGAACAAGCUAUCAUCGUUCUGGCACAAUUCACACUAUGUCUUUGCCGCCCUCGGUGUCCUCCUGGUAUAUCAAACGGUCGAACCUCAAUCUAAGGCUGAUAUCGCUUUGCCUCCAAAUGUGGACGUUGACCACGCUGUGAGGAUAGGUCUCGAGCUGCUUCAACGCGUGGGGGGUCAAAUGCAUCCACUUGCAUCUCGAUAUGUCCAAGCCAUUCAACAAUUGCGAGCAAGGCUGCAGGCCCUGCCCACCUCCAGGAGCAAGCCUCCGUCGAGAGAGGCAAGCAGCUCUCAGUUAGGGGUUGCGUCUUCUGGCAAUAAUGCCAACCAAUCACAAGCGCCUGCGAAUGGUAUGGGAUAUCAGUAUUCGCAUCAACCAUCGCAUCAGCAAGCUGCGAAUACCCUGUACCCUGCCUAUGCACAGGAUGCCUAUCAGUCGACGCCGGGCGAAGUAUCUCUGCGGGCCGGAUUUGAGGACGAGUUUGCAAAUAUUGAGAGCAUGCUCAUGGACAGCACGGGCUGGACGGGUCUGAUGGAUGAUUGGAGUGACAAUCCGGUAUAUGCCCGCUUCAAGCCCCCUUUGAUACCACUGAAGAAGGCCUGA
Messenger RNA from Fonsecaea multimorphosa CBS 102226, 2241 nucleotides. RefSeq lists its product as uncharacterized. Gene Ontology annotation, cellular component: nucleus. Bases 1 to 2241 code for a protein of 746 amino acids. The transcript is spliced from 5 exons. Gene Ontology annotation, biological process: positive regulation of transcription from RNA polymerase II promoter by galactose; DNA-templated transcription. Gene Ontology annotation, molecular function: RNA polymerase II cis-regulatory region sequence-specific DNA binding; DNA-binding transcription factor activity, RNA polymerase II-specific; zinc ion binding. NCBI's taxonomy places the organism in Eukaryota, Fungi, Ascomycota, Eurotiomycetes, Chaetothyriales, Herpotrichiellaceae. The record is from RefSeq and is a predicted model, not a curated record.